Molecule: messenger RNA, 1722 nt
Organism: Leishmania braziliensis MHOM/BR/75/M2904
Lineage: Eukaryota; Euglenozoa; Kinetoplastea; Trypanosomatida; Trypanosomatidae
Exons: 1
Coding region: 1-1722 (573 amino acids)
Source: RefSeq, a predicted model, not a curated record
AUGGCGGCUGCUCGUCAGGAAAUGGCAGACCUGCUGCGCGAGGUACAGAAAGUCCAGAAAGAGCUGCAACCUGUGCGGUCUGCCGUGGCUGUCCUUCAGAAAAGGGAGGCAGAUACGCCGAACGCUGCGGCAACCGGGGCCUCCUUGAAGAAAGUAGCCACGCGCCUCGAAAGCGUGAGGCACAAGUAUAGGCCGUAUUUGAUGCGCCUGAAAGAGCUGCUCUUUGACGAGGUGCCUGCGUACCUGCAACAGACAGCGCUGCUGGCGGCGGACGGGGAGUCUCCGGAGCAUCACCCAGACGGCGCGUCUCGCGGCACACGCAACGUGCCAAACGAGCGACUUACCGCGACUUUCUCGUCUUCCGUCAAGAGCAUGAACGACGAUGCAGCUCAUCUUCUUCAGCAGGUCUGCCCGCCAUCGACUCCGCACCUAGUACAACCCGAAAACCUUCGCUUCACGCAGCAGCAGCUUCGUCUCCGCACGGAGAUCGUUGAGUACUUGAUUGAGACGAAUCGAAUCGACAUCGCCGAGCACGUGGUUUGUGAAUACGGACUACCGCUGCAGUGGUUUCCACGGCUGGUGCUGUUGCAUCGCCAGCGCAUUUUUGGUACGGCUACAGAGGGGGUAGAGACAUUGCGAAACACCCUUCCCCCCAGUGCAGCGGCAGGCGUAACUGCGGCGACGGUGACUUCUGGCCUUUCGCGGUCGUUCCCAGCCCCUGGCGUCUCUCUGCCGGUGACGCCAUCGACGCGUCCCCGUGCCCCUGGCGCUCCGCCGAAGUCACCAAUUCUGCAACAAUUUUCAGCCUCCUCGAAGAGCAACGCGACUGGUGUCCCGGCGCCUUUCUUGCCACGAUCUCCAGCCCCAAAGCCUACGUCGGCAAGCUCAGCUGGGGCCAGUACGCCUAUGGGACUGCAUGUGAACCGGAGCGCCGCCUCGACUGCCUCUUCGGUCAUCCACUCACCGCCUACCCCACAGCAGCAACAAAGGGAAAGCGGGGUGACAAGCGCGUUCCCCUCACAGGCACCGCCCAGUACUGACACGGCUGGUGCCGCGACUGCCCCUGUUACAAUGCCGGAUCUCGUCGUGCGUGUCGUGAGCGCCGCCAUGUACUUGAAGGAUGAGUACCUGGACCGCAUGGUACUGGAGCGCACCCUGGAGCAACACCUCGGCACCGCGGCGUCCUCCGUGUCGGCGAACGCCGCGUCGACCCGUGGUAACAGCACGCCAUCCCCCAACUCUGCGACGCCACCCGACCGCUACAAGGCAUGCGUUCUGAGUCGUAUUGCCAACAUACCUCGUCACCACCUGCACACGCAGUCCGGUGACGACGCCUUCGAUAAUGCCAUGAUGAACAUCAUCGAGGAUCUGCUAGUGUACGGCUUGCAGAGGUGGGCAGAGGUGGAUUCCGCGACGGUGGCUGAUGCUGAAGAGGCGGCCGCAGAGUCCAAGAAGAAAGCGGAGCUGCAACUUACGUUGACCACGGACACCCUUCUGACUCCGCAGGAGAUGCUGCUGGCGGACAAGGUGUGGAACGAGGACAUCCUCUUCCUAAAGCGGCCCACAAGGUUUUACUGCGUCGAGAGUGGUUUGAGCACGGACGACGGGACCGCCUCCGCGCUGGCGAUGCCCCGCGCGCGCACAAAUGGCGAGGUGGUUUCCAAGCUCGUCGCCGUCAACCACGACGCACUUGACUCUACCGCGGGCAUCUUUAUCACUUGA